GAAAUCCAGAGCCGGAAAUCACAAUAGAGCCUAACAGGCAAAUGACCACAGAAUCGGUCAUCCCUGCACAUGGCACUUUCGUAAUUCGCAGGAAACUGUUGUUGGAAAGGAUACAAAGGCCAUUGAAAGUAUAAAAUCGGCCUCUUCAACCACCACCUCCAACGCCAAUCCCCUGAAAACCAAAAGCCUCCAAAGCCUUUAGGCCACAGAACCAAGAAAAGAAUAUUACAGAAGGAAAUAAAAAAAAAAACAGAAAAAAAAAUUGAUGAAUGCUGCAGUGUCAUUUAUAGGAGGAGCCAACGGCAACAAGAAAGGCUUGGCUGCAACUCUUGCAGCCCAUCCAGGAGAGCUUAAGCUCCGAGCUUCCCUGUCAGACACCAACUUCACAGAUGGGUCCACCUUAAAUUUUGAUGACCUCUUAAUUUCUAUUGAGAAGCCUGGUUCUUUCAUAAUCGACUUUGACAUCCCAAAAAAGGAUGUUCAGUUUCAGUUCAUGAACACGUUUAAGGUGGACGGCAAACAGGUAAAUUGGACAUACACCCACGUGAGGAAUGAGAGACGGACAGUACUGGACGGGACCCUGUUGUUAGAUAUAGCCAAUAAGUUAUCUGCAAGUCAUGAGCUCGGUUCUUUUAACUGCAAGUUGAAGUACACUCAUGUGCAUAGAGGGUUGACAACGUUUGAGCCCUGCUAUGAUUUGGCCAAGAAGUCUUGGGACUUAGCCGUGUCAAGGAGAGUUCUAGGUGGUGAUCUAAUCAAAGCUACCUAUGAGACAUCGAGUCAGGUUUUGGGUGUGGAGUGGUCGUGUAGCUCCUUGAUUAAUGAAGGUGGAAGGAUUAAGGUUUCAGCAUCUUUCAAUUUGGCAGAGGGCUUACAUCCGCCAAAACUAAAUGUCCAGAGUAUGUGGAACAUUCAGGCAUAGUCUCUUGAUAAUAGGCUUGAUUUUUUAUUAACAUAUAAAACAGAGUAGUUAUAUUCAAUAUGCUGUAAGCCUGUAGGUUGUUCAUAUGAGACACCCUUUAGGAAUAUAGACUGUUAUUAGUUUAGCUUCAAAGCAAGGGAUUUGGCAGCCCUGGAUGUGUCUUAUGUUUUUUCUCUAGCUCUCUUAUUAAGGUGAAUUUGCCAUCUCUUUAUGUUCUGAAUCUGAUGAAACCAUAAAAUCAUGUCAAUCAUCUUUCUCUUUUAAAAGGAGCUUUUGGAUGCGGGAAUUUGUGCAAUAAAACUUUGGUGUAGACUGUGUUACUUCUGGUAAA
Messenger RNA from Theobroma umbraticum, 1253 nucleotides. Its product is annotated as outer envelope pore protein 24A, chloroplastic-like. NCBI's taxonomy places the organism in Eukaryota, Viridiplantae, Streptophyta, Magnoliopsida, Malvales, Malvaceae. The record is from RefSeq and is a predicted model, not a curated record. Gene Ontology annotation, molecular function: voltage-gated monoatomic cation channel activity. Gene Ontology annotation, biological process: regulation of monoatomic ion transmembrane transport.